Messenger RNA from Mya arenaria, 4536 nucleotides. RefSeq lists its product as uncharacterized. Lineage: Eukaryota; Metazoa; Mollusca; Bivalvia; Myida; Myidae. The transcript has 18 exons. The record is from RefSeq and is a predicted model, not a curated record. The coding region runs from base 135 to 3368 and encodes 1077 amino acids.
GCCAAGAUUUUGUAUCAAAAUGGCUGCCGUUUUGCAUUUUAUUUUCGUAUAGGAAGAAAAGGCGUUUUGGAGUCCAUAUGGGCAUGGACACAUUACAAUUUGUUUAAAAAACUGAAUUAACUUAACCCAAACCAAUGGCUGUGCAACUCCAUGUUGAUGAGACAUCUUGUGGGCCGAUGUGCCAGCACCCAGCAUGUUGGCAGUCCAACAUACGUCAAGACAAGGGCUUUCCCAGGAUGAAACCCUGUCUUCGCUCACCACCAGAUAUUGAACUGGAUCUGCCUACUAUGAAAGUUUACAACAUGUUGGGGGAUUAUGGUAACGACAAUCGGGACCUUUAUCCUGCACAAUUUAGUGGGAAACCUGCCCAUGAAAGACAGGACAUGCUCCAUAGUAUGCAAAAACCCAUCAGAGAUCAAAGCAUAAAAGUAACAAGAGCCCCCCAGCCAUCUCCAAAGUCAGGCUCCAUCCAGACUCAACAGUCCCGGUUUAAAGUUGUGGAGGUUCAAGAAGUUUUUGACCCAGAGGAUUUGCAAGGCACAUGGGAUGACACAUUUGUGCCCAAGUCUUACUUCAUGUGGGUGCCAAACCAGAAGAAGAAGAGACAGAAGAAACACUGGCUUGCCCAGUCAGACAGCAAGAGUGUGGUGAAGAGCAAGGCGGGAAUCAAGGACCUCACCGAGAGCAUGGUUCCGAAGGAGUUAGAACACGCCCGUCUCACUGCAAGGGAUGACUUUCCAGUUAUGAAGCCUUUAAACGAGAACCAUCGGUACCAGGCUUACAACAGUCCUAGAUCACGGAAAAAGAGGGCCCUGAAGUCUCCCAGACCAUACACAAUGACCCCCAGAACAGCAAUGGCCUCUUCCAAAAUGGAGUUUGACCAAGAAGGUUUAAGAACACAAACACAGAGCAAGGGUCGGAUAAGCGUUCCCGUCCCGUCUAGACUCAGUGGAUGGGUCACGCCCGGGCGUAAUAUUUAUCUGAGCAUCAGUGAGCUGCUAGACCUUCCCCGAGAUAUCCUGGUUCAGGUCCUAGAAAACACGCGACAGAGUGACCUGAUGUCCAGAGAGCGCAUAAGGGAGAUAAUCCGGAGAUUCAUGCCACCUCAGCUUGACCGGGGAAACACCAACAUGUCAUUGGCCAGCCAGGACCUUCUCCAGCAGAAGAAACUUAACCUGCAUGAAGGCAACAAGAAUGUCCGGCAGCCUCACCUCAUGGAGACCAAGCCUGUGUUUUACCUCGACGAUGAUGUGAUGGAUGAGGAGUUUGAUGAGGAUCUACAGCGCCCUACAAGCCCCUACGGCUCCCUUAAGGACCUGUACUUUGGGGGUAUGGGGGCCCCAAGGGAGUUCAGCAAAUACAGGAGGCCCUUGCCAGCUAUCGGGGGUGAUCGUGCUGUAAGUGCAGGAGUUCUGGCGCAGACGAAGAUCCCGUCAAUUUCCCUCGGUCUUCCAGAACUGCCCAGCGGCAUCAAACACACAAAGGCUUUCACUUACAAGCGCAAGAAUGAAUUUGACUUUACUCUUGGUAGAGGCUUCAGUUCUGCUUCCACUCGCCGUAGCUCCCGAUGUUCAAAAAAAGGUCCCGUCCCGACACCACCCACAAGUGUGAGAAGCACAGAGACGCCAGGGUCUGACCACGGCACCACGAUCCGGGUGAACAUGCCCUCUGAGGUGUCAAACCAGAGUGAACAUGGCAGCGAGACAAGGCUUAGGGCAAAAACUUCUGCAAGGGGCACACCAGACCGCGCAAUCCAUUCUGUGUCGCCAACAUUCUCUACUAAGGUACCCAAAGCCCCUGCGACCACACCUGCUACUUACCACCCAUCCUCCCCACCGACUCGUUCUGGGCGGGACCUGACGGGCUCUUCAAUACCUAACACUCCUGGGGAAUGGCCACCCAAGACAGGGUCCCCACUACAGAUACUCAGGGCUCCGGUCAAUACGCCGGGUUCCAUUAUGCAGGAUGCUGGACUGGGUACCAUUCCUGAGAACCAUACAGAUGAUGGUACAGACCAGGCCCACCCCAUGUCUCGGGGACGGAGCGUGAGAUUCGAGAUUCCAGAGGUCCCUCCGCCUCCCUCCUCACCCCAGCUCUCCGAUGAUGGUCAGAAAGACCCUAGCAGAAACACUGUUACAGUCAACACCAGCGUUCCUAGGACAGCAGACAUUUCAGAAAGUACUGAGACCAAGCCUAUGUCAGGAACUACUCUCAGAACUGAUGCAAACACUGUCAACACCUCAGCUCUUCCGAAUGAGAACUCAUUUCUUCGCUCACAGACUCUCCCAACCAGAGAGCUUUCUAUGGCAUCUACACCUGAGCCUUGGCCACAGGUAAAUGAGGCAGAUUAUGAGGCUAUCCCAACCACAACUCCUGAAUCUCCUGCACUAAACACUGUAACUCCCGCUACUGUCACUACUGGCCAUGGACUGUCUGAACUGGAAGAGAGAGCUAUUGAAAAUGAGAAGCUUGGUCAGAAGAAAGAACCAAUAAAGGUUCCUAGUCCAGAGAAAGAAGAUAGUAAAGAAACUGAACUCACUGAAACUGAGAGAGAUGAGAACUAUGUGAAUAAGACUCCAGUCGAACAUAGUAGUGAAGCAGUUAAGAAAAUACUGGAAGAUUCUCUCAAAGCAGAGUCACCAGCACCGCCACCUCCUUCUCCUGAACCAAAGCAGGACAGUAAUGUUAGCGCUAACAACAGGAAAAUUGACUCUCUUCCAACUGAGCAGAAUGCUGACUCUGACAUGACAGUUGUGCAGAUUCCGCCAAAAGGGAAGACCAACGGGAAAAGAUUGUUGAAUAGACAAAUAGACACUUUCCAAAAUAUUGACAUUCCUGCAAAGUUUGAUGAUCUAUCUGAGAAUGCUACAAUUGGGACAAAGCUUGCUGAGCCUAAGAAUGAGACAAUUGUAGAGGAGUCUGAGCAUGAAGAAGAAAAUGAAACUCCUGAAGUUGAUAAUGAUACUGCUGAAACUAAAACAGAUGCUGAAGUUAUUAAUGAGUCAAAUCAAGAUAAAACUUUCUCUGUUCAGGGCAGCAGUCUUGCCAAUAGAACUGUUUCUGAGCCAGCUCAGUCGGAAAUGUCAAGCCCAAUGAUAGAGCCAGCGGUGUCUCAGACCUCCCAUAUGCCUGCAAUGUCUGAUGUCUCGGAAAAAACUUCUGAACUGGAAGUGUUUGUGGAUUGGACUGGAGUGGUAGGGAGCGCUGAAAUUCCAAUAUUAGAAGGGGAUUCUGAAAAGGAAAUUCCUGACAUGACCGAGGAUGGGGGAGACCAUGAGGGUUUUAAAGAUGACCUGAGACAGGAAUAUAAAAAACUUGACAAAGAGAGUGAGGACCAACCUGAAAGAAAGUUAAAUGAAACAUUUUGAAUUAUAAAUUUUUUCGAUGUUAAUAAUUGCUAUAUUUAUAAAUUUAUAACAGCCUUUUGUGAUAAUUGUUAAGUUGCAAUGUUAGAUUCUAAGGUUGCUGUUAGAUUUUAUACAAAAGUUUACCUAUAGUCAGGAUUUUUGUCAGCAUUUAAUUUUGUCUGUGAUAAAUUUGUUGAAUGGAUUUCUUGUUUUCUUUGUUAAAUUUAAAUACAUGCACACGAGGCCUUAUUAAUAACUAUAAAUAAGAUGCAAUUUAUGUAUCUGUACAUUUUGAUUGUGCAUUAUCAAAAUGGAUAGGAUGCACAUAAUUUUCAAUGAAAGUGUUAAACAUUGAAUCAGAUAAUGGAAAAUGAAUUUGUAUUUUGUAGAGAUCAAACCAACUAAGUAACGGUACAUGUAUGAUGAUCACCUUGGAUUUUAAUUUUGAAGUCAUGCUUUGAGAUAUUAAAUGCUUUUUCAUGAUAUAAUCAUGCUCCAAUUACAUGUAUAUGUAUAUUACAAGUAAAUCAAUGUUUGUGAUAAAUGUAAAAUUAAAUUUCCAAUUUCAAUAUGAAAUAUUUUGAAGACAUUUUAGAUAGAGUUAAAUUGCAUUAGUCAAAACCUGACAAUACAUGAAGUAUUAGUGAUGUGUAAUAGAGUUAUUGUUAUAAAUGGGAUAAUGCAAUGUUGUCAGUGCUGUUAUGAAUUUUGUAGUUUAUCAUGACAGUAUAUUAUUAAAGGGAAUCUCCCUCAGAUUUAAUGUUUGUGAUCAUUAUUAUAUCUAUUUUUUAAAUUGAGUUAUGUUAUUUGUUUAUAUAACACACUGCCAGAUAAUCAUAGUAAAUAUAUUUUUGUAAAAUACAGCUUAAAAUUGUUCCAUUUCAAUAGAGUUUUAAAGGCUGUUUCUUCAAAAUGUAAUGAAUAAUAUAUGCCACAUUGGAAAAUAACUUUGGGGAUUAUAUCUUGUUUGCAAUCCUCCAAUGAAAACUUACCAUUGUAAUUUUUUGUUUAAAUGCCUUACCAAAUUUAACAGGAAAGAGCACCUUCAAUAUUUGUUUUAUUGGUUUUAAUUACAUACAUUUCACUUUGUAAGCAUUAUGUACUAUGCUACCAUACUUGUACCUGAAAUUUCAUCUCAUUCAUUUUUGUUGAUACUGAUUACAAUACUGUAAUAAAUUUGUUUGUGUAA